AUCUCUAGGUGGCUACGGUAGGUAUCAUGAUAUGAUCGUACUUCUCAUUGGAUGUUUUAGUGGCAUGAUGUUUGGGGGGAUACAUUGUCUGGGCUGGAAUUACUUAUUUCAGAUACAUGCAGAACAUAUGUCAUGGCGUGCAGCUUCCCUUGGGAUAGCGGGUGCGCCGGUACUUCUUUUUCUUGAUAUUGGGUAUCCCAUGUGGGUGGAUGGUGUGGUUGAUUAUCGCGCAUACAUCGUGGUUUUCGUUGCACUCAUCAGCUCGAUCAUAUAUAUUACUGCACGCGUUACACUCAUUGUACUUAUGAUGCUGAGCUUACGGUCACUGCCUCCUGGUGUGUACGACGUAGUAGCUUGGACCACGUUUAUUCCGCAUCUCAAUAUGUAAUUUCAUC
Messenger RNA from Suillus clintonianus, 395 nucleotides. RefSeq lists its product as uncharacterized. The coding region runs from base 32 to 388 and encodes 118 amino acids. The transcript has a single exon. NCBI's taxonomy places the organism in Eukaryota, Fungi, Basidiomycota, Agaricomycetes, Boletales, Suillaceae. The record is from RefSeq and is a predicted model, not a curated record.